This is a messenger RNA of Apis laboriosa (Himalayan honeybee), 1712 nucleotides long. It is a transcript of the gene Pdp, whose product is annotated as pyruvate dehydrogenase [acetyl-transferring]-phosphatase 1, mitochondrial. The transcript has 4 exons. Bases 131 to 1564 code for a protein of 477 amino acids. The record is from RefSeq and is a predicted model, not a curated record. Gene Ontology annotation, molecular function: cation binding; protein serine/threonine phosphatase activity. Gene Ontology annotation, biological process: protein dephosphorylation. NCBI's taxonomy places the organism in Eukaryota, Metazoa, Arthropoda, Insecta, Hymenoptera, Apidae.
UAACAAUUAUUCUUAGAAAGCAUUGAAAAAGAUAGAUGCCUAACAUAACCUAUAACAAACAAAAUGUGUUGUAAAAGUAAAAGCACGAAAACGUGCUAAUAUAAAUAUACUGCAAAAUUGUAGAAAUAGAAUGGUUUUACAAAACGUUAGCAGUAAUUUAAUUAAAAUUAUUAGUAAUGUAUGUACUAGACAAAAUGAAUGGAGUAGCAACAAAUGUGCUCAAAGAUUGUAUAUGGCAUUGCCACGGCUUACACCACAGGAGGUUACAGCAGUCUUACAAGCUAAUGAAUAUACCAAAGAAUUUAAUGAGCAAAACUCUGUAAAGUAUUAUGAUUCAAAUCAAUUAGCAUCCAAUAAUCCUAUUGAAGAUACUCGAUCAGAAGCUCAAUGUUUAUUUACAAAAGGAAUAUUAUUAGGUGUGUUUGAUGGUCAUGGAGGAGGUACAUGUGCACAAAUUAUUUCAAAAAGACUUUUUCAUUAUAUAUCAGCAUGUUUAUUACCCACAAAAUUAUUAAAACAAUAUCUUAAUACAAUUAAUUCCAAUAAUAAAAUAGAACUUCUUCAAACAUUCAAUGACAAAGUGGAAUUUAUUUCUGAAAUUAAAGAACUUUAUCAAACAAGUUUUUUAACUUUUGUAAAAGAUUUAAUAGAAAUGGAAUAUACAAAAGAAUUUCAAAUGGAAACAGCUCUAGAGAAGGCAUUUCUCAGAUUAGAUAAUGAUUUGUCAAAUGAAGCACUUUUAAAUUUAGGUAAAAGUAAUAAUGCUAUAACUCUUGAUGUUGCAAUGUCUGGUGCUGUAGCAGUUGUUGCACACAUAGAUGGUCCACAUCUUCAUGUCACUGGAGUAGGAGAUUGCCAAGCAGUACUUGGUAUACUUUCUGAAAAUGAUGUUUGGACUGCAAAAUUAAUGACCGUUGAACACAAUACUGAUAAUCGAGCAGAAGUUGAAAGAAUUUUAUCAGAGCAUCCAUCUAAUGAAAAAUCGACUGUAAUUAAAAUGGAAAGACUUCUUGGACAAUUAGCGCCUCUUCGUUCUUUGGGUGAUUUUCGUUAUAAAUGGAGUAAAAAGAUUUUAAAAGAAGUAGUGGUACCAUAUUUUGGCGAAGCAGUAAUUCCACCAAAUUAUCAUACCCCUCCAUAUUUAACAGCGAAACCAGAAGUUAAAUAUCAUAGAUUAACACCUAGAGAUAAAUUUCUUAUAAUAGCCAGUGAUGGUUUGUGGGAUUUAAUGUCACCCUUACAAGCUGUACGUUUAGUAGGUGAACAUAUGAGCGGAAAAGUAACAUUAAAUCCAUUAAAAUUACCUCGUAAAAAUAUGAAAUUAUCAGAAAUACAUAAAAUGUUAUUGCAACGUAAAGAGGGAUUAAAAAAAAAACCUCUCGAUAAUAAUGCAGCAACGCAUUUAUUACGAAACGCACUCGGUGGAACGGAAUAUGGUAUAGAUCAUAUUAAGUUAUCACAAUUAUUAACGUUACCAAGAGAAGUAGUACGAAUAUUUCGUGAUGAUAUUACAAUAACGGUGGUUUAUAUGAAUUCUGAAUUUUUAAGACACUGCCCUCCAUAAAUUUGUAGAGAAAUUUCUCAUUACAUUUAUAAGAUCUUUUACAAUUUCCAUUAUUUCUAAGUAUUUUAAAGAAAUUAAAAAAAUUAAUCUUCUAUCGUGUACAGCUUGUUAUUUAUUUAAUUAACAAUAAAAACAAUUUACAUGAAAA